GGACGAAAUAAUUAUUUUCCCUUUAUAUUUCUAGUCUGGUUUCUGCAUAUAAAAGGAUUGACAAACCCAAAACCCUAAUUCUUCUUCAGAACCCGCCUUGGAUCCUCGGUCACUGCUACUGCCAGUCGUCUAGAGGUGAUGGCUCCAAAUACCGGCCUCUUUGUGGGAUUGAACAAAGGUCACAUAGUAACCAAGAAAGAAUUAGCUCCUCGUCCUUCUAACCGCAAAGGGAAAACAAGCAAACGGGUUCACUUUGUGAGAAAUUUGAUAAGGGAAGUUGCUGGUUUUGCACCAUAUGAGAAGCGGAUCACUGAACUUCUGAAAGUUGGGAAGGAUAAGCGGGCCUUGAAGGUGGCUAAAAGAAAGUUGGGGACUCACAAGAGGGCCAAGAAGAAGAGAGAGGAGAUGUCCAGUGUUGUCCGCAAGAUGAGGGGUGCUGGAGGUGGUGAAAAGAAGAAGUGAGCAGACCUCAAUGAUUUUAGACAGACAGAUCUCAAUCUGUCUGUUAGACAUUAUAAUAGCUAGAGGCGACUUCCAUGUUUUUUUAGACGUUUGAGAUUUUGAUCAGAACCUUGUUUUGUUUUAAUUAGAAGCAAAUGAUGUCCUUUUAGUUUCCCUUACAGUUUAUCAUGAAGUAUUACAUUUUUUUGACCAUUUAUUUUUGGAUAUGAUAUGGGCUUGAAAUUUAUUGCCUGAGCUGUUUGCAUGA
Molecule: messenger RNA, 709 nt
Organism: Jatropha curcas
Lineage: Eukaryota; Viridiplantae; Streptophyta; Magnoliopsida; Malpighiales; Euphorbiaceae
Product: large ribosomal subunit protein eL36y
Biological process (GO): translation
Cellular component (GO): ribosome
Molecular function (GO): structural constituent of ribosome
Source: RefSeq, a predicted model, not a curated record